GAAAGAGAAACCCAUGGGCGGUAGGUUUAUUAGGGUAUCAUAUUACUACUGUAAUCUUCCUGGUAUAUAUUGAAGCCUAACACACACACACACACUACAUUUUCUUCCCAAAACACAUAGCUCUCUUUGGAGUCUUCUUGAGCCUCUCCUUGAUAACUCCGCUUAAUCCUCAAACUGUGAACAUGUCAACUGCCAGACUUCCUGCCACCUGUGUGGUAAAUAUUGCUCCUCAGACCCAAAGAAAGAGCGUUUUUGUUAAGAGCCCAUUGUCUCUAGGGUCUGCGAGGAGCAUUUCUAAAGCCUUUGGAUUGAAAGCAAGCUGUGCCUUUAGAGCAUCAGCAUCAGCAGUGUACAAGGUCAAGUUGGUUUGUCCGGAUGGUGUAGAGCAUGAAUUCGAGGCACCAUCGGAUACUUACAUCCUCGAUGCAGCUGAGAAUGCUGGAGUCGAACUCCCUUAUUCUUGCAGGGCAGGUGCUUGCUCAACAUGCGCUGGGAAGAUUGUAUCGGGAUCUGUUGAUCAAUCUGAUGGAUCUUUUCUGGAUGAUAAUCAAAUAGAGGAAGGCUAUUUGCUCACCUGUGUUUCUUACCCAACAUCAGAUUGUGUGAUUCAUACUCACAAGGAAUCUGAUCUUUACUAGUUAUUUUUAUGUCAAAUAAUGUGUAUGGUCUUGCUUAAGGUGAAGCAGUUGGGAAAUUGCUCCGUUCUUGAGAAUGGUCAGCUGUAGAGUUCAAUCAGGAACAUAUUGUGUUAAAAUGAUGUUUGUGUGAUGAAACCUUGUUUUAGCUCUUAUUGGUGAUAUAUGUUUCAGUUUGCUUAACAAUC
Messenger RNA from Nicotiana attenuata, 823 nucleotides. Its product is annotated as ferredoxin, root R-B1-like. Gene Ontology annotation, molecular function: 2 iron, 2 sulfur cluster binding; electron transfer activity. The record is from RefSeq and is a predicted model, not a curated record. Gene Ontology annotation, cellular component: plastid. Lineage: Eukaryota; Viridiplantae; Streptophyta; Magnoliopsida; Solanales; Solanaceae. Gene Ontology annotation, biological process: electron transport chain. The coding region runs from base 183 to 638 and encodes 151 amino acids. The transcript is spliced from 2 exons.